CAAAGCCACUGACCUUUGCUGAUUGUGUUGGGGAUGAACUUCCUCUAGGAUGGGAAACUGUAUAUGAUAAACAAAUUGGAAUUUAUUAUAUGGACCACAUAAAUAAGCUUACCCAGAUUGAAGAUCCAAGAGAGCAGUGGAGGAGAGAGCAAGAACGCAUGCUGAAAGAGUAUUUAGUUGUAGCCCAGGAGGCUCUCAAUGCCAAGAAAGAAAUCUACCAGAUCAAGCAACAGCGGUUUGAGCUAGCUCAGGAAGAAUAUCAACAACUGCACAAGUUGUGUGAGGAUGAUGGCCGCUCAUAUACCAGCUCCUUCUCUGGAUAUUCAGCUAAUACAAAGUAUGAUCCACACCAGAUUAAAGCAGAAAUAGCAAGUCGUCGGGAUAGGCUUUCCAGAUUAAAACGGGAGCUGGCCCAGAUGAAGCAGGAGCUCCAAUACAAAGAAAAGGGUGUGGAGACCCUACAAGAGAUUGACCGGAAGAUGUCAAGUACUCACACCAACUACAAACUGGAUGAGGCCCAGGCUAUAAUGACUGAACUCCGUACCAUUAAGAAAGCCAUUUGUACAGGAGAGAAAGAGCGACGGGAUCUGAUGCAGAGUCUGGCCAAGCUUACUGACAGCUUCAAGAAUAGCUGCUCCAUUGUGGACACUCUGGCAGAUUUCUCUCACAGCACAGGUGCACUUGGUAACGCUGGUGCCCCUCAGCAGUUUUGCGAUGCUGGCUCUCAGACGGACACUGUAGGGGAGUUUCUCUUUGAUGAUAAAACGAGACUUGUAGACCGUGUCAGACUUAACUGGCAGUAUGAAGAAGCCCGGAAAAGAGUCUCCAAUAUUCAGCAGCAGCUGGCUCAGCUGGCUAACGAGUCAUGGCCAGGCAUGGCAGAGGCCGACAGGGACCGGCUGCAGCUCAUCAAAGAAAAGGAGGCCCUGCUGCAGGAGCUGCAGCUCAUUAUUCAGCAGCGGAGGUCAGCAGAAGAUGUGGUUCGUCUGGAAGAGGAAAGGAGGCGCCUGGAGGAAGAGAUCCAGCGUGCUAGGGCCACAUCUGCACAGGGUGCCACAGAAAGGAUUCUACUUCAGGAAAAAAGAAACUGUCUACUUAUGCAGCUGGAAGAAGCUACACGUUUAACAUCAUAUCUCCAGUCGCAGUUAAAGAGCCUGUCUGCCAGUACCCUAACUGUGUCCUCUGGGAGCAGCCGUGGGUCCCUGGCCUCCAGCAGGGGUUCCCUGGCCUCCAGCCGUGGCUCCCUCAGCUCCAUCAGCUUCACAGACAUCUAUGGCCUCCCACAGUAUGAGAAGGCCGAUGCUGAGUGUGGCCAGCUUCUGCGCUUCGAUCUGAUCCCCUUUGAAUCUCUGGGCCGAGAUGUCCCCUUUACAGACCCACAGAGCCACUCUGGCUUCCACAAGCAAAGGAAGUCCCUGGAUACACCUCAGUCUUUGGCUUCACUGUCUUCUCGCUCCUCCUUGUCCUCUCUGUCACCCCCUAGCUCUCCCUUAGACACACCCUUCCUCCCAGCUUCGAGAGAUUCCCCUCUGGCACAGAUGACUGACACCUUUGAGGUAGCAGGCCUGGGAACUCUGGACAGACUGCGGUCACAGGCCUCUACUCUAGGAGAUGAAGAUUUGCAGGGAACUGCGACACUUCAGCCACAUGGAAUCCCUGUGGAUGGAGAAGGACCCCGUGAGCGAGGACCUCAACCUGUGGCUCCUACUAGUGCAACAGUGACCCUGCGGGAAGACAGCGCCAAGAGAUUGGAGAGAAGAGCACGCCGUGUUUCUGCAUGCCUGUCAGAUUACUCCCUUGCCAGUGACAGUGGGGUUUUUGAACCUCUAACCAAAAGAAAUGAAGAUGCUGAAGAAUCUGCUUUUGGAGACACUUUCGGAAACAAUGAGCCCCAGAUCUAUGUGGGAUAUCUGCAUGAUAGUCCCAAUGAGUAUCUCCUUGUGCAUGUGUUGCAACUGAGGAACCUUGCUGGGCUGGUGAUGAAGGAAGACUGCAAAAUCCAUAUCCGCGUCUACUUGCCACCACUGGACUCUGGCACUCCCAACACCUACUGCUCCAAGUCUCUGGAAUUCCAAGCUCCAUUGGUGUUUAAUGAAGUGUUUAGAAUCCCUGUGCAUUCCAGCAUGUUGACAUUGAAAUCACUGCAGUUAUAUGUGUGUUCAGUGAAUCCUCAGCUACAGGAAGAACUGCUGGGCAUUGCUCAGAUAAACUUGGCCGACUGUGACAGUUCAAGUGAAAUGCAGCUACGCUGGUAUCCUGUGCAGGUCUUUGCCAGCCCUGAGCCACCUAAGCCAAAAGAGCCUGUACGAGUUAUAGAGAGUGCCAUACGGGAAACCACGAAUGCCAGCUCUGGAAAGACGGAUGCAGUGACAGUGCUGCUGGCCAGAACCACAGCACAGCUACGAGCUGUGGAGAGAGAGCUGGCAGAGGAGCGUGUGAAGCUGGAAUAUACAGAGGAAGAGAUCCUGGAGAUGGAGCGUAAGGAAGAACAAGGCGAGGCUGUGUCUGAGAGGAGUUGGCAGGCUGACUCGGUUGAUAGUGGCUGUAGUAACUGCACCCAGACCAGCCCCCAAUACCCAAACUCCUGUUACAUUGGUGUGGACUCUAUCCAUGGGCAUGUGGUUACUGGCCAGGCAGAUUCUUACAAUCCUGAGAAACUUCAGCCCCUGCCUCUUAAGGUUGACAAGGAAACCACCACAGAAGACCUUUACCUGGAGGAAGCUGUGGGAGUUCGAAAGGAAUGGCCUAGCCGCCGUGCCCGUGGCUCUCCUUUUGUCCGCAGUAGCACUAUUGUGCGCUCGCAGACCUUCUCACCAGGGGCGAGAAGCCAGUAUGUUUGCAGACUUUAUCGUAGUGACAGUGACAGUUCAACACUGCCCAGGAAGUCCCAUUUUAUACGAAAUACAUUAGAAAGACGAACUCUUCGCUAUAAACAGUCUUGCAGGUCGUCCCUGGCCGAGCUGAUGGCCCGCACCUCUCUUGACCUGGAGCUGGACCUCCAGGCCUCAAGGACUAGGCAGAGGCAGCUGAAUGAGGAGAUUGGCACCCUCAGGGAGCUGAGGCAGCGGCUGGAAGAUGCCCAGCUGCGGGGCCAGACUGACCUCCCACACUGGGUGCUCCGAGAUGAGCGGUUCCGCAGCCUACUGAAGGAAGCAGAGAGGCAGACAAGACAGACCAAACUUGACUACCAUCAGGAACAAGUAGCUGAGAAGAUGCUGAAGAAGGCGUCCAAAGAGAUCUACCAGCUGCGAGGACAGAACCACAAGGAGCCAAUCCAAGUACAGACCUUUAGGGAGAAGAUAGCAUUUUUUACAAGACCAAGGAUUAACAUACCUCCUCUCCCAGCUGAUGAUGUUUGAUGUAGUGCAUUGUGCACAUGAAGUAUUUAUCUGCCUGUUUUAUUUUCAUGAAGUUCUUAGAUUAGCUAAAUUUGUCUUUAAAAUAUUUGUGCAAAGCUAUUAAUAUACACAUUUUGUAAAAAAAA
Mus caroli (Ryukyu mouse) is the source of this 3484-nucleotide messenger RNA. The record is from RefSeq and is a predicted model, not a curated record. Lineage: Eukaryota; Metazoa; Chordata; Mammalia; Rodentia; Muridae.